AAUAUUAAUUAUAGUAAUGUCAGUAAAUUCUUACUGAGAAAAUCAAUAACCACCCUUAUAUGACGUUCUGUAGUGCAUUAGUUUCUUCAGUAGGUAAAGAUGAUUUUGACGAGUUAAAAUUCACGAUCUAGUGCAAGAUAAAAUUAUAAUGUUAAGCUAGUUAUUAAUAUCUUUAAAUAAAUUGGUACAACCAAACAUAGCCUACACGCAAUGAAAACUUAUUUUAAAUGAGUAAUUUAAAAUGAGAAUUAGAUAUAAAAGGCAAUUAUAGAAAGAAAGAAAAAUGUAAAUAUAAAAUUAAUUAUGACUACUGACAGUGGGAGUUUAUUUCUUUGAUGUUUAUUUAAUGUUUAAAAUAAAAGAUGAAUCAACAAGAUAGGGUAAGAAAUUUGGAAAACCAAGCUAUUUCUCACUUCCAACAAAAUUACAAAGCAGAUGGAGUGUGUUCAACCCAAACGUGUAUCCAGCAGAAAGAAAAGUCAACAAUUUGCAUUGCUGUUUAUCUCAUGUCUGAAGUUUGUUUAACCAUAGAUUUAGAACGAAAUGCAACAGCUCAACAAAUUAUUAAUAUAAUUCAAGCUGAAACAGAGUUGGGACUCAUUAGAACAUCACCACUUACCAAUACCCAACCAGUAUUUGCUCUAUGGCUAUGUUCAUCACAGUUAGAAGUUCAAUUAAGACCAGUUCAUAAGCCACUGGAGUUAGCAAUAAAGUGGCCUAGGUUAGUUAAUAAGUAUGGUUCACAAAAGUACAAGGACAAUGACGAAGAACCAUUAUUGUAUUUUCGAAGAAAUAUUUUUUUGUCUAGAAGAGAUGAAGAACAAAUUAAAGAACCAAAAAUUAUGGAAUUAUUAUAUGCAGAGGCUAACAGGAACGUACUUGAUGGCAGAUAUCCUUGUGAAAGUCAGGCGCGUUACGCAAGCCUCGGAGCUCUUCAAGCGCGUAUCGAGCUGGGACCAUACAAUGUCCAGGCCCACACUCUCACUUUCUUCAGGAAGCAUAGAGGCCGCUUUCUACCUCAUCAUUACAACUCACCAUCGCUCCUUCUAGGCCUCGGUUUUGGACUGGGCCUUGUUGGAGGCAAGGGUGCGCCAGAAGCGCGACUUCUCGAACAGUACAAACGCAUACCAAAUCAUUCUGGUACGAGUACCAACCCUCGUAAGCUCUUAAGGAAGUAUCUUGAAUUCUGCUGGGGUUUGCCUUGCUAUGGGGCCGCCUUCUUUCAAGGCCAAAUUGAGAGACCCGUUCGAGGACUCGCCUCUUGGAUUACUAACCACGACCUACCAGUCCUCAUUGCUAUCAAUACAAUUGGCGUGUACAUAGUCGACGAUUCACAAUGCAGUCUUUUAUUGAGCUUAAGGUAUUCAGAAUUAAAUUGGGAAAUGGCAAAGCCUUCUGAUGAAGGAAACCCAGACUGUUUGCCAUGUUUAUUUCUUCAAUUUCCAGUGCGAGAAAAUGGCGCACGUGUAUUUAAAAUACUACAAGUAUUCUCCAAACAAGCAAUAAUGAUGGAUACAUUAAUUUCUGGUUUUGCUGAAGGAAGUAAGCAAAGCGAGAUAAACGAUGAAAAUGUAAAUGUCGAUAGAUUGCAAAAUAAUUCAAUGUUAUCAAACAUUGGAAGUUUUACAAAUAAGCUUAGUAAAUUUACACUUGCCACAUUCGAUGAAGAAGGCCAUUGCAUAGGUCAGAUGGGUUCGUGGUCGAUUCAGUAACCCUUUACUCUUGCGAUUUCUUCAAUUAUUACAUCAUUCAAUACACUAAUUGUCAAAUAAUUAAAUCCCAAACCUACAUUUUGAUAAAAAGUCACUUUCUGUACAAAAUCUAUCAAGCGUGUUUAAAAAUUAUGAAAUAAAUUAAACAAACCUUUUAUACUA
This is a messenger RNA of Ceratosolen solmsi marchali, 1874 nucleotides long. It is a transcript of the gene Bili, whose product is annotated as FERM domain-containing protein 8 Bili. Lineage: Eukaryota; Metazoa; Arthropoda; Insecta; Hymenoptera; Agaonidae. The record is from RefSeq and is a predicted model, not a curated record. Gene Ontology annotation, biological process: negative regulation of canonical Wnt signaling pathway. The coding region runs from base 363 to 1712 and encodes 449 amino acids. The transcript has 6 exons. Gene Ontology annotation, cellular component: plasma membrane; cytoskeleton.